Molecule: messenger RNA, 261 nt
Organism: Aplosporella prunicola CBS 121167
Lineage: Eukaryota; Fungi; Ascomycota; Dothideomycetes; Botryosphaeriales; Aplosporellaceae
Exons: 2
Coding region: 1-261 (86 amino acids)
Biological process (GO): mitochondrial respiratory chain complex IV assembly
Cellular component (GO): mitochondrion; mitochondrial inner membrane
Source: RefSeq, a predicted model, not a curated record
AUGGGCGGCCCCAACCUCGAGAUCUUCAAAUUCGGGCUCUACAUCCUGUUCCCGAUCGGAUACAUGUACUACUUCGGCACGAACCUGGAGGAGCGCUUCAGCGUGCCCGAUUUCUGGCCUAAGCCGCACCAGACGCACAAGCUGCCGUACGAGAAAGACGAGAUUGAAGGGGAGCUGGCGAGGUUGAGGGCGCGGAGGCUGGCGCUGAGGGAGAGGCGGUUGAGGGAGGAGGGUGCCCGGGAGGGAGGGGGGGAGGAAUAG